Molecule: messenger RNA, 3135 nt
Organism: Saccostrea cuccullata (small rock oyster)
Lineage: Eukaryota; Metazoa; Mollusca; Bivalvia; Ostreida; Ostreidae
Exons: 5
Coding region: 55-3135 (1026 amino acids)
Biological process (GO): protein deubiquitination
Molecular function (GO): cysteine-type deubiquitinase activity
Source: RefSeq, a predicted model, not a curated record
AUACUACAAAGGCUAUGUGGAAGAUAGGUUAAAAGAAAGGGCGUAAUUAUCAUAAUGUCUUCCCAAAAUGUUACACAAUGUAUUGAGAAAGAAACACUGAAACAUCCUAUUCGCGGGUUGUGGAGAAAUGAAGACCAGCCUGAGUGUGAUGGUAAUGAAGAAGUGGUUUUCGAGAACUGUUUAAAGGAAAAGUUAUUAAACUUCGAAACACUUUCCACAGCGUCAAAUGUGAAUCCAGAUGAACAAAAAAGAGAAGACAUCGACAAAAUCGAUUACUUCGACAGCGAGGACGAAUACUGGGAAAAUCAUACCUUUACAACGGAAGACGAUUUCCAUUUCGAUGAAUUUGAAAAUGGACACGGUUCUCCAUCUUCAGGCACCAGAGAUGUGGGAAGAUAUAGUCAGGGAGUAGAACAAUACCACAACAUGCCAGUCUUUCGAAGGUCUAUACAGAAGUUUGCAACUGACAACGAUUUUGAUGUAUAUGAUGUCAUUUCCGAUGGAAACUGUAUGUUUCGGGCUAUUGCCGAUCAAUUGCUUAUAAAUGGCUGUCUUGGGCAUUCGAUAGACUCUCUGAGACACACAGCAAUAAAGUAUCUAAGACAGAAUCCCUUCCAUCAAGACAAAGGUCACCUGUCUUCCUUUUUAACAGAGGAAUCAUGGGAGGAAUAUCUGACAAGAAUGUCGAGGUCUGGUGAAUGGAGCGAUCAUAUCAUUUUACAGGCUGUCGCUGAUUUGUUCUCCCUCGAAGUCAUCGUCUUCAACGUCUAUCGUGAUGACAUAUGUCGGACUGAAGUCAAAGGCAAAAUGUGCAAGAAUCAUCAAAAUCGCUUGACAAUAUUUCUUGGUCAUCUUGGCGAGUUCCAUUAUUUAAGUUUGCGUCCAAAACUAUGGUUAAGACACUGGCCCUACAAGGUUCUAAUACUAAGGAUCCUAGGUUGUUCAAAGGAUAUUGACUCUGAUACAAAAAGACAUUUUAUAGCACAACAGGUGAAAAGAAUGAUUGACGAAAGAUUCAUACCAGAGACAACAUUACAAGAAAUUGCCAAGUUUGCUUUGCACAACAUUACUGAGAACGAGGGUGAAGACCGAGGUAUGGAAGAGAAUUGUAAUAAUUAUAGGGAAUGGACACGUGUCUUCAGACCAUACAUCCAAAUGGGUCUUCAGUCUGAAGAAACUGAAGGAUCGUUUCAACACCUUACAGAAGAUGGAAUACAGAUAGAUUCGCUGACAGGAAUACCAAUAAUACAUUUAUCCUUCAUAAUGAAAAUUCUCCUGUCUCAAACACUAAAAAAAAUUCACUUGAUACCACAGGGUCGUCUAUUUUAUUUAGGGGAACAUCGAGAAAUUCUGUACUACCACUUUAUAGGACCCUUAUGUGACCCAUGCUAUUUUACGUUGAAAGACAUAACUCGUUCACAGAAAAUGAGUAAAUUUUAUAAAAAACGGCAAUUCAAGAAACCAAGGAUUGUUAUUAUUAGAAAGGACAAAAGUGUGCUUUUUGCAGUUUCUCCUGAAAAAGAAAAUUCGACAUCACGUUUAUAUGUUGAUACAUCAGGUUCUCACCCUGGUUAUUGUAGAAUUAAACUUCAGAUAUAUUGCAGAGAUGACAAUGUUUUGCAGAUUGGUUCAAAUGUUUAUCUAAAAGCAUACGAGGUUCCCGAGAGGAUUAAGACUGUUCCGCAUUUUCAUGAAUAUGAAGUCCAGUAUAUUGGUUUUCAAUGCCCAUUCCCUCCACUGACAUCUCUAUGGAGGGAGAAGAAAAGAAACUAUGAUUUCCCCUCGGCUGUUCUCAUUGACCGCGUAAGAGGAAGAAAGGUUACGUUAAUUCCAAAAGCCCACCCAAGAAGCGAAAAUCCAACCAUUGAAUGGAAAUUCGAUUUUUCUUUGGCAGAGUUCACAAUAAUUACAAAUCUAACAAAAACACAACAAUAUGGAUAUUUUGUGAUAAAAGUGUUGCUCGAAAACAUGACAUCCCACCUUGACAAGACUCUGAAACGAAAGCACUUAAAAGCAGUGUUUUUGAACGCAGCUGAGGAAAAGCCCUCUAGUGCUUGGGACACCUGCUUCAGCGAUUGUAUACUGCAUGUCAUCAGCAAAUUGUUGACUUGCUUAAAAACAGGUUUUUUGUCGCACUACUUUAUACCAAGCAAUAACCUUUUUGAUAGUUUUUCGGAAGCUGACAUCAAUGCUCUUUCUUUGUGCGUUGAAUCCAUUCGUCUAUUUCCAGUAAAUAUCAUCCAGUUUGUUGCCGAUAUGCAUGGAUUUAUGUUUGGAAAAAACUUGAUAGAUCUGAUUCUGUCAGACGUUCCGUCUUUUAUGCAAACAAAAGAUUUAAGGGCUACGGUCGAAAAAACACUAAUUCCAACAACAAUUCGCACAGCAAAGGUUCUCUCAAGAAUGGGAUUCUAUGACGCAGUAUCUCAGCUACUGGAAAAUAUGUAUGAACAGCUGCUACUGCUUCCAGAUUCAGAAAGAAAUACCCCGAACUUUCAAGAUUUCAUACAGGAUGUAAUUGACAAAAUUGACCAACGGUCAUCUCGAAUCAUUCUUGCAAAAGAUUUUGACAGAGACUACGGACUAAAUCUGUCAGCAAAUUAUACACGAGAUAAUGCUUUCCAACUGAAAAACCUUUUGCCCUGGGAGGUAGAUGAUACAAUCGGUUGGUUGACUGUACCAGAAUCCCGAUCAUCAGAUUUAACUUCGAUAGCAAAGUUUCUGUACAGAUAUAGUCUAGCAGAAUUAGAAAAAAGGAACGCAACGCUUAGUUUUUCUACGAUAGAAACAGCCAUACGUUGUUUAAAACAUGUCAUCGAACAAAAUUCUUUAGAUAUGAGCACCAUUGAAGAUCAGAUUUUGAAAGAAGAUGUCUUAUCACAAACCCGUGAAUUGAAGCAAAAUCUAAACCUGUGCUACAUACAUUUGUAUCAUGCAUCAUCUUUUGAAAUGUACAUAUAUCCUUUGAUCAAUUACAUGGAUGAUAUAGAAAGACAGUGCGAGGAAUUCCCGAGUAUGCUUGGUGUAGUCAGCGAUAUGUUUCGCUUCUUAAAAAUGCCCGACAAACAGAGGGAAUAUGAGUUGAAACUCAGAUCAUACCUUUCAGAAACAGGAGGUCCUAAGCUUAUAUUCAUAUAA